This is a messenger RNA of Scutellospora calospora, 153 nucleotides long. Lineage: Eukaryota; Fungi; Glomeromycota; Glomeromycetes; Diversisporales; Gigasporaceae. The record is from the annotation of a GenBank genome assembly.
AAUCGAACAUAUGAAAGAGCAAAGCAAAAGCAAGCUAAUUUUGAACAGAACUGGAGAAACGAAAGAUAUAAACAAGCAGGCUCAAGUAAAAACAUAGUAGUAAGUAAUAGUUUUGAAGAAGAAGAAAAAUACUCGAGGGAAAAAGAGUUCUAA